AUGGUUCACAAGAUAUCCCUCGGUGCACGAGGAGGAGGGACAAAGGUGGAUAGAGACCUCGAUGAAGUCGCACACGCUGUCGCAAAAGCAAAACGCGUGAUGGUCGUUACAGGUGCCGGAAUAUCCUGCAACGCCGGUAUCCCAGACUUCCGCAGUUCCGACGGUCUAUAUAAUCUCGCAUUAACAGACACCAUCAAAGGCAAGGAUCUCUUCGAUAUCUCCCUCUUCAACACACCAGAAACAACAUCAACCUUCUACACCUUUACCUCAAACCUCCGUCGCGCAAUCCUCGAUGCGACACCAACCCCAACCCACCGCUUCAUCCGUACCCUCAAAGAUAAAUCAAAGCUCUUGCGGUGCUACACCCAAAACAUCGAUGGCCUCGAGACGCGAGAAGGGUUGGUCGAUGGCGAAGACGUGGUGCAGCUUCAUGGAGAUAUUCACUCCCUCGUUUGUACACUCUGUCAACAAAAAGCACCUUGGACACCCGAACUCAUGGAGCAACUCCGUCUCGGAUCCGCACCAUCGUGUCUCCACUGCGAAUCUAAAUCACUAGCCAGGACUUUAUCGGGGAAGAGGGGUCUGGCAAGUGGUGUACUACGCCCCAAUAUCGUGUUAUACGGCGAAGAACACCCACAAGGCCCCACCCUAGCAACCCUCAUCAACCGCGACCUCCGCCGACGAAUCGAUUGUCUCCUCGUCAUCGGUACUUCCCUCCGCAUCCCCGGCUUCAAGAAACUCGUGAAAGACGCUGCACAAAUCGUCCACGGAUACGGCGGAAAAGUCGUAUUUGUCAAUUUGGGCGCGCCGAGUGUUAGUGAGUGGAGAGGCGUCCUGGAUUGGUGGGUCGAGGGUGAUAGUGAUGCGUGGGUCGAGGAUCUGAGAAUUCGGGCACCAGAGGUAUUCCGCGUGCAGACGACGUUGGAC
Messenger RNA from Saitoella complicata NRRL Y-17804, 927 nucleotides. RefSeq names its product NAD-dependent deacetylase HST3. The record is from RefSeq and is a predicted model, not a curated record. NCBI's taxonomy places the organism in Eukaryota, Fungi, Ascomycota, Saitoellomycetes, Saitoellales, Saitoellaceae. The transcript has 2 exons. Gene Ontology annotation, molecular function: NAD+ binding. The annotation marks the transcript as partial.